CGAUUUAAAUUUCAAAAAAGAAUUUUGGCUCAAAUAUUUGGUGAAAUGGCCUGUAAUAGUCUUCACUAUGGUGUCUUAUCAAAUUAUGAUGACACUUGGUUCCUUCACCGACCAGAAAAUGAGUCUACUACCUUGUAUAUUUCCCGUGUUGUUCACCCUGCUAGUCGUUGUCCAACUUUACGACAGUGUGUCUAUUACAUCAGCAGACUUGCACUCAACGAUGUCGUAGGGACGAGGUUGGAUCCAGAUCCUGACAGUCGUAUAUCUAUAGGGCCAGAUACUCAAGAGGAAUCGGUUACUUCAGGUGACGAUAAUAGUGAUGAUAGCGAUUAUGAUCCAAAGGAGACCAGAAAGCGAGCGAAAAAGCUUCUUAGCAGACAAACAAACAAGAAAAUGAGAGUAUCCGUAAAAGAUCACAAAAGCGAAUCAAAAAUAGACAAAUACAUAAGCGAUGGCGGUUUCGCGAAGGUAUUCUCUGGUGUUUAUCAUGAUCAAGCUGUAGCAUGGAAAAUAUGUGAAUCAUACAAAGAACAAGAAAAGGUGGCAGCGUUAACCAAUAAAUCCCAUAUAUACUCUAUCCUAGAGAAAUAUCAAG
Messenger RNA from Paraglomus brasilianum, 595 nucleotides. The record is from the annotation of a GenBank genome assembly. NCBI's taxonomy places the organism in Eukaryota, Fungi, Glomeromycota, Glomeromycetes, Paraglomerales, Paraglomeraceae.